Messenger RNA from Colletotrichum abscissum, 627 nucleotides. RefSeq lists its product as uncharacterized. Lineage: Eukaryota; Fungi; Ascomycota; Sordariomycetes; Glomerellales; Glomerellaceae. The record is from RefSeq and is a predicted model, not a curated record. The transcript is spliced from 2 exons. Bases 1 to 627 code for a protein of 208 amino acids.
AUGGUUCGAGAAAGAGCCUCUGUUGGACUUGCUCAGCCAGUAUCUGCAGCAGACUUUUGCUAUGACGCCAUCGAUCAAAUUGUUGCUCAUACCCUCGAUCCCCAUACCACACUCGUGACCCUUACUGUCCUCGCCAAAGGCCUUCGCUCAGAUGUAGCUGAAUGGGAUAUCCAGGAGCAUCGACCGACUUUGUUAUACAACUACUGGACCAGCUUUGAGGGCAAGACGCGUCAAGACGUCCUAGGAAUCGGAGAACUUUACCACCCUUUUCGAUUGCUUCGACACCGUCGUGUUCAAGGGCAAUGGCAAGUGCUCGUACAAUGGCUUGGAUAUACCGACGAGGGAGAGGACGUCUCGUGGGAGCCAGCCGCGAAGAUUCGCGCCGAUGCGCCUGAUGUGUUGAUGGACUACUGCCGCUACGUAAAGGAUGAUGGAGUAAAUGCAGCGCUGCUCGGGCCAAUGGCGCGAAUGGAGGCAUACAGCGAGGUCAAGAACCAAGCAGAAGAGAUCAGGUCACAAGCCGCUGCGCUUACGAUCGCAAGACGUCCAGCGAAGAGGAUUGGGGACAGUGUUGCCGAGCCGGCCAAGUCCCCAAUCAAAAAGUACCGACGCUGUAAGUCGUCUUGA